GUCGGCUCGGGUGCGAGGUGACUCGCCUUAACUGGCUCGAUGGUGUGAUCGUGUUCGAGAUUUUGUUUUUAAGAAUUGGAUUUUUGCGGCCAGUGUUUGGUGGACUUUAAUAUGUCUGAGCUGCGUGGGUCGCCGCCUCUUUCUAGAGGGGUCCUGGAGAAUGGUUUCGGGGCUCCGCUGGCCGCUUUGAGUUCUUUGGCGGAGGCUCCGCCGCCGGCUCCGAAUCCUCACGGCAUAGACCACAUAUUGUCUAGACCUACAGUGGGCAAUAAUGUGGGAGCUGGUCUGUUGACCCCGAGGCUGUCGCUGGCGGCUGCUGCAGCAGGAAUGGCACACUACCUCCAGCACAAGCCCCUGUACUGGCCAGGCUUUCAGGGACUAGUCUCCAAUCCCAUGGCAUGGAGAGACCGGCUGCAAUCUAUGAGCAACGGUGCGCUGAGCGCUUGCGCAGGCCAGGGCGGGCUAGACAAGGACGGCAAGAAGAAGCACACGCGGCCCACCUUCAGCGGACAGCAGAUCUUCGCCUUAGAGAAGACGUUCGAGCAGACCAAAUAUCUUGCGGGUCCAGAGAGGGCGAAACUUGCGUACGCGCUGGGAAUGACGGAGUCUCAAGUCAAGGUAUGGUUCCAAAACAGAAGAACUAAAUGGCGGAAAAAGCACGCAGCCGAAAUGGCAACGGCAAAACGCAAACAAGAAGAACUGGGAGAGGAAUGCGAUGACCAGGAGCCCCACGACAACGACCCUUGCAGUGAUGAAGACGAUUCCAAGCGACCCAGGCUCGAUAUCCAUCACCAACACAUCCCACAUCACCAAAUACCUCAUCACCGCCAGUGAUCCCAUCCCACAGGCUCCGCCGAGGUCAACAAACCUCACGAUGCCUGUACCAGUGAAAUUAGUGACGUGAAAGACUUUAAAGAACUCGAUAUCGAUAACGACAAUAGUGUUAGCACUCGCAGUUUCGAUAACGAUUACGACGAAUUCAAAUUCGUCAAUUACAAAGACGAGAGCAAGUGUCAGGAGUAUUCUAGAGAUGUUAAAUAUAAUACAGAGAGAAAUGUUGAUUCUAACGGGUAUUAUUUGAAUUUUGGUAACAUUUAUCCUGAAUAUGUUACGCCGAGAACAUUUUGCAAAGAAGCCAAUGAAGAAGCGCCUUACGAUCUGUCUAAUUGGCACGUUAGAAGUUCCAAAUUCGAAAAUCUCGGUAACGACAGGGUUGCUAAUAACAGUGAAGUUGAAAAUGAGGAAACUUUAAAUAAUGGCGAUGAAAACCCUGACGAUAACCAACCUAUAAAUUUUGCAUACUAUCACUUUUAACGAAAAAAAUUAAACUAGCGUUUUAUUUCGUCUGUAAAUAGUUGUUUUAAGUAGUCAUGUGAUAAAUGAUAAGUUAUUUAUUAUAGCUAGAUUUUACAUGAUACCUAAGUGUAUUUUGUAAGGUAAUUAAGUAUAUCUAAUGUACAUUUUAUCUAAAACUCCCGGUGCCAAUUUUCCUAAAUAAGUAGUGAUGCCAAUUUAUUUUUGAAUUUUCAGAAAUAAUACAAUAAGUGUUUUAGUAAAGAAAACAAUCUUAAGCUAUUGCAUCGAUUUUCGCAUAUAAAUUAGUACGUAUCAUAAAUUUAAAAAAUUGUUUUCCAAUCGCAAAAAUGUUUUCUUUUUAUAUCUUGCCAGUAAUAUGACUAAUAUUUUUGUGUAAAUAUAUGUCCAAGAAAUUGUAUAUAUGAAUACUGAAACUAAACGAAUGUCGUAUGAUAUAAUGUUGACGUUUGUGCGCAAUAUGUAUAUUUUACAUGUAAGUGAUAAAUUGUAAAUAUAUAUUUAAACGAAUUUACAAGUAACAUAACCGAACUACGAGUAGUGACCACGCAGAGAAUAAACGAAUUGUAACAGCCAGAGAGGACAAAAUUACAUUUGAAAUAUAAGAUGAUAAUGCAUGAAAAAAUAUAGCGGCAGUUGUGUGUUUAAACUUAUUAUUUUAUUAAGUCUACAAAAACUCCUAGAUUCAACGAUUUUAAAUCUGUGUAUGUUUUUGUUAUAAACAUUUUCAUAAUUGGUGACCAAAGUGUUAUUUAACAUGCACCUGUGUGCACAGUUUGUCCUCUGAGGUUUGCAUCUUUUUCAUCCACAUAUUUCAGAGCUUACAUAUUCAUAAAUAGCUUUCUUGAAAUUAUAAGUACUUAGCCUCAGUUAGCUUUGACGUUAACAUUAACCUGCGCGCCGCCGCUGAUUAGAUAAAAUGGCGAAUUUUGCGUUGUUGCUUAAAGUUAUCGUCACUGGUGCAACUGAGGCUUAAUGACUUAUAAUUAAUUAUUAUGAAUAUAUUGCAUUUCAAUAAUAAAAAUAAUAAUGAAUAUAUCGCAUUUCAAUACCAUACAUUUAUUAAUGGAUUUUGUUUACAUAAUAAUCGACUACGAAUUAAAAUUAGAAGAGUAUUUUAAUUCAUUUUAUAAAUUGAAUGUGUAAGCUUUGAUAUAAGUCAAAUAGAUUAUAUAAAUAGUGAAUGAGCUUUAUAUAUUGAUCGCCUAUAUGCACUAACAUAUAUGCUUGUCAUAUAAACCCACCAAAUAUGAUAUAAAAGAUGAAAUAACUCAUAUAAGCACGUACGCGGAGAAUCUACAUUGUGGUUGAAAUAAACAGUUAGUAAAAAA
This is a messenger RNA of Plodia interpunctella (Indianmeal moth), 2645 nucleotides long. It is a transcript of the gene HGTX, whose product is annotated as HGTX. Gene Ontology annotation, biological process: regulation of transcription by RNA polymerase II; cell differentiation. NCBI's taxonomy places the organism in Eukaryota, Metazoa, Arthropoda, Insecta, Lepidoptera, Pyralidae. Gene Ontology annotation, molecular function: RNA polymerase II cis-regulatory region sequence-specific DNA binding; DNA-binding transcription factor activity, RNA polymerase II-specific. Gene Ontology annotation, cellular component: nucleus. The record is from RefSeq and is a predicted model, not a curated record. The transcript is spliced from 3 exons. The coding region runs from base 112 to 834 and encodes 240 amino acids.